AACAGGUUGGAGAGAUGACGUCUUUCAAAUGUACAUAUUACAAAGUUGUUCCGUUAUAUGAUGAUUCUGUUGAUGGUAACAGCUCGAAAUUAUUCAGAUACACCUUUUUAAUUAGUACGACGAACUGCUUUUCGUCGCUUGAAUAUUUUUUUCAAAAACGGAGAUAAGGUAAUGUCUUAAAUAGACCCUGCAAACAUUUGUGAAAUGAUAAUCCUGUUGAUGGUAACAGGUCGGAAUAAUUUAGAUAUACUUCUGAGGUCUGGACGCUUUUUAUCGCCCGAAUUGUGUUCAACAACCGACGGUAACAUGAAGUUUGCAAUUAACCCUACAAAGAUUUGAGAAGUUACAUGAUAAUCCUGAUGAUGGUAGCAGCUUGAAAUCAAAGAUUUGAUAUCGAUAUGACAGACUAUAUAUGUUUGAGAGAAAUCUCGAAGCGACACAGAAACAGGUUUCUACCUACAGAUUGUGCUUGUAAUCUGUCUCAGCCGUUUAUUGCAGCCAUGAUGAUGUUAACAUUGUUCUGCGUCUUCGCCUUUCUAUCACCGAGUCUAGCGGCAGUGUCGAAAGCAGUGGACAAGUUGUUAGAAUCGGUAAUGGAUGAAGUCACAGUUGACCCAGAGAAGGAAUAUGAAUGUCUUCUUUACCGUUUGGAGAACAAACUUGACAGACUGGAGGAUAGAAUGACUAGGCUGGAAACUCGACAUGAGAACCAAACCUGGAGGCCACCCGUCAAACCAACAGGUCGACAAUAUGCAUUCAGCGCAUACCUGUCUGUCAGCAAUAGUGGCCUUCGUAGCAGUGGUGAUCUGAAGUUUACCACAGCCAUCUCGAAUGUCGGAGGAGCUUAUAACGAGCACAGUGGUGUGUUCACAGCAAAGGCUAAAGGCGUAUACGUCUUCACUAUCUUUGCGCAUACCUAUUCCUAUGCGAAGUCAUGUACCCUAAAUAUCAUCCACAACAACGAAACCAUCGCGAGUUCCUAUAGCUACGACAGGUAUGGCUAUCCUACAUUUGGUAACACCGUCGUGGUUCAACUGAGUAGAAAAGAUGUGGUAUAUGUUGCCAUAAAGUCAUCAAGUCAGUGCUAUCUGAGUGGCAAAUAUUCAACCUUCACAGGGUUUCAGCUGGGUGACUAAGAAUAUCGGACAACAGCAGUUUGCCAACUGAUGCAUGUAACUGUUACUCUCCUGUUUGAGCUCACACCUAGUGCUUUUUACUUUCUUAAACUAUAAUAUUUAUCUUAUUUUCUUUACCAUAUUUCAGCAUAAUUCUGUGAACACUGAACUGAUACAAAAGCUAAAACUCGAAAACUAAUUUGACAAACCCGACAAAAAUGUACAGAUAUAUAUUUGAUAUUUGGCUUACCGUUAAAUAUAUGAACUUCGAAUAUCCAAAAUUUCGGUAGAAACCAUUGAAGUUUACGUAUUAGUCAAUGAUAUGUUAGUUUUGUCCGUGAUCUUUCAGGCCAAUGUCAUAUUACCCAUAUUUUAAAUAAUGACAUUUCCCUUUUUCUUGCAUCGUUGUUAUUUCUACGCGCUUAGUUUUCUUUCUGAAUAAAGCUUCAAAAUGCA
Molecule: messenger RNA, 1571 nt
Organism: Pecten maximus
Lineage: Eukaryota; Metazoa; Mollusca; Bivalvia; Pectinida; Pectinidae
Exons: 2
Coding region: 399-1136 (245 amino acids)
Molecular function (GO): protein binding
Source: RefSeq, a predicted model, not a curated record